This is a messenger RNA of Blumeria graminis f. sp. triticale, 483 nucleotides long. The record is from the annotation of a GenBank genome assembly. NCBI's taxonomy places the organism in Eukaryota, Fungi, Ascomycota, Leotiomycetes, Helotiales, Erysiphaceae.
AUGUCUCGUCCGCUUCCAUCCUCGUUUGAUGGCAACAGGUGUGUCAAAUCCAGCGACGCUAGUUCCGAUUUCUACGAAGAAAACCGCUUCCAGAAGCUCACGCGGCGCCUGCGUCAGGAGCCUCUCAUUCCUUUAGGCUGCAUUCUCACGUCAUGGGCCCUCUUCAGCGCUUCACGAAGUAUGCGCGUAGGCGACCACAACCGUACCAAUCGCAUGUUUCGCGCGCGUAUUUACGCUCAAGCAUUCACUGUCGCUGCCAUGGUCGCCGGCAGCAUGUACUGGCAGACAGACCGCAAGAAGCAGAAAGAAUUUGACCGUGCCGUUGAGGAGCGCAAAGCCAAAGAAAAGAAUGCUCGAUGGAUUGAAGAAUUAGAGUUUCGUGACCUUGAAGCCAAAGAGGAAAGGGCGAGAAAGGAAAAGCCCAAAUCUGAAACCCAACCUAAGAACAACGAUUCGCAGCGCGCUGAUGGAGAACAGAAAUAA